Sceloporus undulatus (fence lizard) is the source of this 4535-nucleotide messenger RNA. RefSeq names its product lon peptidase 2, peroxisomal (gene LONP2). Gene Ontology annotation, biological process: protein catabolic process; protein processing; protein targeting to peroxisome. The coding region runs from base 61 to 2760 and encodes 899 amino acids. Gene Ontology annotation, molecular function: ATP hydrolysis activity; ATP-dependent peptidase activity; serine-type endopeptidase activity. Gene Ontology annotation, cellular component: peroxisomal matrix. The record is from RefSeq and is a predicted model, not a curated record. NCBI's taxonomy places the organism in Eukaryota, Metazoa, Chordata, Lepidosauria, Squamata, Phrynosomatidae. The transcript has 17 exons.
GCGGCCUUCAUCGCAGCAGGCAACCUUUGCCCCGCUACCGGACCAAGCUGAGAGGAAGCCAUGGCGUCGUCCUCGUCGUCGUCGUCUUCGGGCGGCAGCGCCAUCCAGAUCCCAACGCGGCUCCCGCUGCUCCUGACCCCCGAGGCGGUGCUGCUCCCGGGCUCCACCAUGCGCGCCAGCGUGGACUCCCCGCGGAACAUGCAGCUGGUCCGGAGCCGGCUCCUGAAGGGCACUUCGCUCAAGAGCACCAUCAUCGGCGUCAUCCCGGACACCAGCGACCCGCCCAGCGACCUCGACGCCCUGCCGCCGCUGCACAGGAUUGGCACAGCUGCACUGGCAAUUCAAGUGGUUGGCAGCAACUGGCCAAAGCCACAUUAUACUCUGCUGAUAACAGGCCUCUGCAGAUUCCAGAUUUUGCAGCUGGUAAAGGAAAAGCCCUAUCCUGUUGCGGACGUGGAACAACUGGACCGGCUGGAACAGUUUACCAACAAGUCUGCAUCUGAGGAAGAGCUGGGAGAGCUGUCAGAGCAGUUCUAUAAAUAUGCAGUACAGGCCACUUCCUCUGAUUAUCAGAAACCUACACUGGUAGAGAUGCUUGAUAUGUCAAUACCUGCAGUGGCUAAACUGAGACGCUUGCUAGACAAUCUGCCCAGGGAAGCUCUACCUGAUAUAUUAACUUCGAUCAUCCGUACUAGCAACCAGGAGAAGCUUCAGAUUUUAGAUGCUGUUGGCUUAGAGGAGCGUUUCAAGAUGACCAUACCCUUGCUUGUCAGGCAGAUCGAAGGUUUGAAGCUUCUUCAGAAAACUCGAAAACCUAAACAAGACGAUGACAAAAGGGUUAUAGCUAUACGUCCUAUUCGAAGGAUCACCCACAUUCCAGGCUCUGGUGAGGAAGAGGAGGAGGAUGAAGAUCAUGAUGAUAUUGUUAUUCUUGAAAAGAAAAUCCGAGCUUCCAGUAUGCCUGAGCAGGCUUUAAAAGUGUGUAUUAAGGAGGUAAAGAGGUUAAAGAAAAUGCCUCAGUCAAUGCCUGAAUAUGCCUUGACACGAAAUUAUUUGGAAUUGAUGGUAGAAUUGCCUUGGAACAAAAGUACAAAAGAUUGUCUAGAUAUCCGGGCAGCCAGAAUUCUUCUGGACAAUGACCAUUAUGCAAUGGAAAAACUGAAGAAGAGAGUGUUGGAGUAUUUGGCAGUCAGACAACUAAAGAACAACUUGAAGGGACCCAUCCUUUGUUUUGUGGGUCCCCCUGGAGUUGGCAAAACUAGUGUGGGAAGAUCUGUGGCAAAAACUUUGGGCCGAGAGUUCCACCGAAUUGCCUUGGGUGGAGUGUGUGACCAGUCUGACAUCCGAGGACACAGGCGCACCUAUGUUGGCAGCAUGCCUGGGAGAAUCAUCAAUGGCUUAAAGACUGUUGGCGUUAACAAUCCAGUAUUUCUGCUAGAUGAGGUUGACAAGCUUGGGAAAAGCCUGCAAGGUGAUCCUGCAGCUGCCUUGCUAGAGGUCUUGGAUCCAGAGCAAAACCAUAAUUUCACUGAUCAUUAUUUAAAUGUAGCCUUUGACUUGUCUCAAGUCCUUUUCAUAGCCACAGCUAACACUACUGCCACCAUCCCACCUGCUUUGUUGGACAGAAUGGAGAUCAUUCAGGUUCCAGGAUACACGCAGGAAGAAAAGCUAGAAAUUGCACAUCGGCAUUUGAUUCCAAAGCAGCUUGAACAGCAUGGACUAACUCCUCAGCAGAUUCAGAUCCCUCAAGAAACAACUCUGGCAAUCAUCACUCGAUACACCCGGGAAGCAGGAGUCCGCUCUUUGGAUCGCAAAUUUGGAGCCAUUUGCCGAGCAGUUGCUGUGAAAGUGGCAGAAGGCCAGCAUAAGGAGACAAAGCCAGACCGUUCUGAAGUGACAGAAGGAGGAGUUGUCUUAACGGUACCAACAACUCCUCUCUGCUGCCGAAGUCAGAUUACUGAAGCAAAAUGCAUGUGGGGAAGAAGUGAAUUUUGGGAGUGCAGAGAGCACAUUGCAGAAGACGCAAAACCUGAUUCCAUCAAUGACACUGCUGACCUUGCUCUACCACCUGAAAUGCCAAUUUUAAUUGACUUCCAUGCCCUGAAAGACAUCCUUGGGCCACCAAUGUAUGAACUGGAGGUGUCUGAGAGACUGAGUCAACCAGGUGUAGCAAUCGGCUUAGCGUGGACUCCCUUAGGGGGGGAGAUCAUGUUUGUAGAAGCCAGUCGUAUGGAUGGGGAAGGCCAGCUCACUUUGACUGGGCAGCUGGGUGAUGUCAUGAAGGAAUCAGCACAUCUUGCCAUCAGCUGGCUCCGUAGCAAUGCAAAAAAAUACCAGCUGACAAAUGCUUCGGGAAGUUUUGAUCUCCUUGACAACACAGACAUCCAUCUGCACUUCCCAGCUGGAGCCGUCACAAAAGAUGGACCAUCUGCUGGCGUUACUAUAGUAACCUGCCUUGCCUCACUUUUCAGUGGGCGGCUUGUGCGUUCAGAUGUGGCCAUGACUGGAGAAAUUACACUAAGAGGCCUUGUUCUUCCAGUCGGAGGAAUUAAGGAUAAGGUCCUAGCAGCACACAGAGCAGGUCUGAAGAGAAUUAUCAUUCCUCAAAGAAAUGAGAAGGAUCUUGAGGAGAUUGCAGCCAAUGUACGACAGGAUCUGAAUUUUGUGAUGACAAGCUGCCUGGAUGAAGUUCUUAAUGCAGCUUUUGACGGCGGAUUUUCAGCCAAGACCAGACUUGAUCACUUCAAUAGUAAACUCUAAGCAGAUUGCCCAGGCUUGCCCAAGGCACUAAAUGCAAAGCUGAUGCUUGUCUGGCAGCCUGUAAGAAAACACGAGAAAGUAUAGAAAGGGCAAUACUGGAACAUUGAUAGCCAUCAGGUGUUGGGGGUUUUUUUUAAGUGGAGAAAGGUUAUUCUUCACUAGGACUAUUCAAAACCUGCUGUCCCUUCUUCUUGGCCCUUCUGUCCAUUGUUGGGGAGCAACCCACAGAUAGAUUUGAAUGCUAAAUUCUUAAUGAGAGUUGAAUCCCCAUUCCUUAGCUAAUAUAGUGCACCCGCAUCAUAUGCAGGCGCAUUAUAUGCGGCUUCCAGCAUAUGCUGGAAGCUGUGCCGGAAAGGCUUCUCCCGCGCCCUGGAGGAAACAGUGGUGCGCAGGAACAAGUCCCAUUCUUUCUAAUGAGGCUUGGAUUUACAUGGUAUUUCCCUUACGCGGCAGGGUCCAGAAUGGAUCCCUGUGUAAGGGAAGGGCCAACUGUAAUAGAAUAAUAAUGUCAUUUCACAUAAACCUUUUCAUGAAAACACUUGCCUGUUAAAUUUAAAAUGAAUUGCUUUUAUACAUGGCUACUCUAUGGUCUUGAUACUUUGUAACCUGUUAGAACACUACCAAGUGUCCAGAGUUAUGGGAUGGUAUAGAUAGUGGAAAAUAAGAGCAGUUCUUUCUUUAAGCAGUGUCUGUAUAGAAAUUUUACGCACUUCAUUUCCUUCACUGUUUUAAAUUAAUGUUGCAAUCUUGUUAAAAGAUGGUGGGAGAUAAAAUAAUUCACUUUUUCUCUACAAUAGAUGGUUUGAUUCUAAGUGUCUAAUUUGGAAACUGUAGUACUAGAAAGGCUUUAUUUACUGAAUAGUUGUGAAUACUACAGACCGGGCUCAGAACAAAGAAACUGGUACACAAGAGCCAAAUUCCUUUUCAUGGUGGGCAUAAUGGCAUGGGUACACCUCCUAUGGUAAUUCACAGAAUAGGCACAGGCCUAUCUAGCUAAAAGAAGUCACUUGUAAUAUUUAAAGGGAGAGGGAAUUAAUCAUGUAAAGCCUCAAGGUGAUGCCAGCUGCAUUAUAGAGGCAUAUUAAACAUUUAUGAAGUAGCACAUAUCCCGUUCGUGUGCACACGAAACACAAAUGAGAAUCUAUGUAGCAUGCACUGAAUGAAACUGCCAUACUGUAUAAUAUUCUUAGAGCAAAUCUAUUAAUUCCAAUAUGAGAUCCCAUCCUUGAGAUAAAACUUGGGUCCUUAAAUGGACAGUUGUCUUUGUAAAUCUUGUCUAACUAAUGCUUACUGCAUUUUUGAAAUCCCGGCUACUCUUGAAAACAUUCUGUUACUCCAAAGCUACAACUGAAAGGACCUUUGCAUGGAGGGGUAACUUCCUACAGUGGAUAGUUUUCUUCUGUUCACUCUGAUGGGCAGGACCAAGUUUGCGCUUGUGAGAAACAUAGCCUAGGGAUGUCCAGGGAUUCCUCCCCUCACACUUCAAUUUCUUCCUCUGGUGCUGUCAAUUCUGCUGUGGGGACAUGUCUGACCAGGGCAUUUUGUGCCACAAUCACCAGGCCCAGAAUAAAGUCCCCCAGGGCAGUCUUAAAUUACAUCAGAAAAUUAAUGAAUUGCUGAAAGUGGCCACUCUCUCAGCUGAUUCCAGCUUUGAUGUUAUUCAACCUAAUUUAAUGCAAUUAACAAUCAGGUAGCCUUCUAUGACAUUUUUAGUUAUUUUUACAGCAAAUUGUCAUGACCUUGUUAACAAAUAAUACAGUGCAAUGGUUACCAUA